GAAAGGUACUGAGAAAAAAAAAAAAAAAAAACUCACGAGUCGUGGUGAGUCGUGACUCAACCCAACCUUACCCUUAUACUCAACCACACAAAAAUGGGCCAAGCUCCGUCGUCUCCGGCGGAUUCAAGCGUACGCGAUACUUCUUUAUGGCUCUGGUCACCGGAAUUUCUCGAUUGCGAAUCGAUUGGUUUCGAAGACGGAGGUUACGAUUUCACGGCAAAUCUACCAGACGAUUGCCUCGCUCAUGUCUUUCAAUUUCUCAGCGCCGGAGAUCGGAAACGAUGCUCUCUCGUAUAACGGUGGUUACUCGUCGACGGUCAGAAUCGUCACCGUUUAUCACUUGACGCUAAAGCUGAGAUUCUCCCUUUCUUGCCUUGUAUAUUCAAUCGGUUCGAUUCCGUAACAAAGCUCGCUCUUCGUUGUGAUCGGAGAUCUUUUAGCUUGAGCGAUGAAGCUUUAUUCAUGAUCUCGAUUCGUUGCUCGAAUCUGAUUCGAGUCAAGCUUCGUGGUUGUCGCGAGAUUACGGAUCUAGGAAUGGAAUCGUUCGCUAGAAACUGUAGGAACUUGAGGAAAUUAUCGUGUGGCUCUUGUAAUUUCGGUGCAAAGGGAUUAAACGCGAUGCUUGAGCAUUGCAAGGUUCUUGAGGAGUUAUCUGUGAAGAGAAUCAGAGGAAUUGAUGAAUUGGCUGAGCCAAUUAAGCUGAGUUCGUCUUCUUCACUUAGAACGAUUUGUUUGAAGGAGCUUGUUAAUGGUCAGGUAUUUGAAUCUUUGGUUGCUACAAGAACUUUGAAAAAACUUAGAAUCAUUCGGUGUUUAGGUGAUUGGGAUAGAGUUCUUGAAAUGAAUGGAGAUGGGAAUAGUUCUUUGACUGAGAUUCAUCUGGAGAGGCUUCAAGUGAGUGAUGUUGGACUCUCUGGUAUAUCUAAAUGUUCAAAUUUAGAGACUUUGCAUAUAGUGAAAACCCCUGAAUGCUCGGAUUUAGGUUUAGCUUGUGUUGUAGAGAGAUGUAAGUUACUGAGAAAGCUUCACAUUGAUGGUUUGAGGAUUAAGAGGAUCGGUGAUGAAGGUUUGAUAUCUGUAGCUAAACACUGCUUGAAUUUGCAAGAGCUUGUACUUAUCGGUGUUGAUGCGACGUAUAUGAGUUUGUCUGCUAUUGCUUCAAAUUGUAAGAAGCUUGAACGGUUAGCUCUUUGUGGGAGUGGUACGAUUGGGGACACGGAGAUUGGUUGUAUCGCUGAGAAAUGUGUGGCGCUGAGGAAAUUCUGUAUCAAGGGAUGUCUGAUUUCUGAUGUCGGGAUCAAGGCGUUGGCUUUAGGCUGUCCUAAGCUGGUGAAACUGAAAGUGAAGAAAUGUAGAUUGGUUACAGGUGAAGUUAGGGAAUGGCUGGGUGAACGGAGGAUGACGUUGGUGGUGAGUAUGGAUGAUGAUGAAACCAGUGGUGUGGGUAUUGUGGAUGGUGGUGAUCAGAGAGUUCUUGAGACGGUAGCUGAGGAGGAUCCGCUGCCGGUGACUGAUGGUGAUGGUGGUGCGGGGGUUGCAGGUGGUGGGAGAAUAGGGUUAGCUAUCUUAAAGACAAAGUUAGGGUUACUUGCAGGAAGGAACUUGGUUGCUUGUACGUUUAGGAGAUGGUCUCAAAGUGAAGCUACUAGUUCCAUUUGAUUGAAAACAAAGGGUCUUUGUGCAUUCAGAACAAAAACCUACUUCUGUAUAUUAUUUCUUCUUUCUUAUGUUGAUAAUCUUCACAAUUCAUUUUCAAAUUUUCAAGCCUUAAGGUUAUUA
Molecule: messenger RNA, 1779 nt
Organism: Arabidopsis lyrata subsp. lyrata
Lineage: Eukaryota; Viridiplantae; Streptophyta; Magnoliopsida; Brassicales; Brassicaceae
Product: F-box/LRR-repeat protein 16
Biological process (GO): SCF-dependent proteasomal ubiquitin-dependent protein catabolic process
Cellular component (GO): SCF ubiquitin ligase complex
Molecular function (GO): protein binding
Source: RefSeq, a predicted model, not a curated record